GAUCUUUCUUCACUCUUCAGUGUUUCAUCUCUCCUACUGAAACACCGAUAAGCCUUCUUUGAUUUCUUGACUUCAUUUCUUCUUGGUCCUCCCCAUUUUUAUGAUUUCCUGGUGGUAUCAGGAAUGAGUGAUCUGUCUUAGCCCACCUAUCAUUGAAAAAGCAAAUGGGAUUUAGAUAAUUCGCUGUUUUCUCCUCUUCGUCCUCGGAUCUGGGUUUUGGUUUUUUAAGUUCAUACCCAAGUAGAAAACAGAAGACGAGAGUUUGGAAUUAGUGUUUAGAGUUUACCUCCUUCGUGAAUUGUGGUAAAGGAAGAAACUUUUUGGGGUGUUGGGGAAAUCGGAGAUGAUUCAGCUACUGUUUAUGGUGCUAUUUGUAGAGGGUGCUAUUGCAUUCUUAUUGCUGAUUAAGAUUGGUCCUUUGAGGGAGCUUGUGAUUAAAAGCCUUGACCAGCUGAAGAUGGGGAAAGGUCCUGCCACUGUGAAAACCAUCGCUGGAACCAUGUCUGUUAUACUCUUCUCCAACUUCAUGAGCAUCGUCAAGAUCCAGAACAAAGGUGCAAAGCUCGGCACAAUGUCUCCCAUGGAUCAGGUCCUUUGGAGAACUCACUUGCUUGAAGCUUCUCUAAUGGGAGUCGUACUUUUCCUCGGCUUCAUAAUUGACAGGAUGCAUCAUUACCUGAGAAAGCUAAUCAAUUUAAGAAGCAACGUCGGGUCAUCGAAAGAAGAACUUGAACAGCUUCAGAAAGAGAGAACGGAACUGAAGGAGAAAGAGGAGAAAGCGUCCAAGGAAAUCAAGCAGCUGCAAGAAAAACUAUCAUCUAUUUCAGAGAGACUUAAGAAAGCAGAGAAUGAGUCGAAAGAGAAAGAGAAGAAGCUCGAAACCGCUGAAACCCAUGUCACGGCUCUCCAAAAACAGUCUGCAGAGCUGCUUCUGGAGUAUGAUAGAUUGCUUGAAGACAACCAAAAUCUCCAAACUCAAAUUUUGGGGAAAACAAAGAGAUAGUGUAAGAAUUGUUGGGUUUGUCAUUUAACAAGGUUUUUUUUUUUGGGAGUGUUGUUAACAAAUUUUGUGGGAUUCUUGUUUUUAGUAUAUGGAUGGAUGUUGAAUGUCUUCUCUGAAACUUGGUUCUUGUUA
This is a messenger RNA of Eutrema salsugineum, 1135 nucleotides long. Its product is annotated as B-cell receptor-associated protein 31. Gene Ontology annotation, cellular component: endoplasmic reticulum membrane; endoplasmic reticulum. Gene Ontology annotation, biological process: endoplasmic reticulum to Golgi vesicle-mediated transport; intracellular protein transport. The record is from RefSeq and is a predicted model, not a curated record. Lineage: Eukaryota; Viridiplantae; Streptophyta; Magnoliopsida; Brassicales; Brassicaceae. The transcript has 2 exons. Bases 344 to 1003 code for a protein of 219 amino acids.